AUGUCAUCAAUAGCAAAUGAAACAACUAUCGAAAAACUUUCAUCGAUGUUAGUGGACACAUCAUUACCACUCAAACUUCGAUUUCGUAUUCUAUUCACCCUCAAGAGUCUCGAUAGCCAAAGUCAACAACAAUCGGAAAAAACAUCUCAUGUUGUCGAUGCUAUCUCUCGUGCAUUUGCAGACACUUCAGCAUUGUUAAAACAUGAAUGUGCUUAUUGUCUUGGACAGAUGGGCAACAAAUAUGCUAUUGAGAAAUUGAUUCAUGUGUUAAACGAUUCGAAUGAAGAUUCCAUGGUACGACACGAAGCCGGUGAAGCAUUGGGUGCAUUGGGUUGUUUCGAUAAUCAAAAUGUCAUCGAUGCACUCACAAAACAGAGUCAAAAUUCUCGAGCAGAAAUUGCUGAAACCUGUCAAAUUGCGCUUGAUCGUCUAGCGUGGCUACGAAAGAGUGCAUCGAAUGGAACAUCAUCAACUUCAACUGAUAAAUCAUUUCCAACCAUUGAUCCAGCACCACCACUAGCGCCGACAACCAUCGAUGAAUUAAAAGAAAUUCUAUUAGAUGAAAAACGAUCUUUAUUUGAACGCUAUCGUGCAAUGUUCGCUCUCAGAAAUAUUGGUACCGACGAAGCUGUCUUAGCCAUAUGUGAAGGCUUCCGAGCAUCAAGUGCUUUGUUUCGACACGAAAUCGCUUUUGUGCUUGGUCAACUUCAGUCAGUCUGUUCUAUUCCAGCUCUUCACCAACAACUAUCAAUUCUCGAUGAAAACUACAUGGUCCGACAUGAAUGUGCUGAAACACUCGGCUCCAUCGAUCGGAUAAUCUUGCAACCAGAGAUGCAAAAACAAAACAAUCUAAAAUGGAUGAGUCUUAUUGCAUUGAUCCUGCAAACAACAGGCAUCGUUCUUCUUUUACGGUACUCGCGUACGCGAAAAGGUGAAAGGUAUAUCUCCUCGACAGCGAUUGUUGCUUCCGAGUUCAUCAAAGGAUUGAUAUGUGUUGUUCUUGUUUGGUUUGAAAAUGAUUGCUCAUUUCCACGAUUAUUUCGUAAAUUAAACGAGGAAAUAUAUGGCAAACCGUCUGAAACAUUCAAGUUAGCGAUACCCAGUGGCUUAUACGCAAUACAAAACAAUCUUCUAUUCGUGGCUCUAUCGUAUCUCAAUGCUGCGACAUAUCAAGUUACUUAUCAAUUAAAAAUUUUAACAACGGCCCUCUGCUCUGUUUUUAUGCUUCGAAAACGCAUAGAAAAGCAUCAAUGGUUUUCUCUGUGCAUGUUAGCGCUCGGUGUGGCAUUUGUGACCUGGCCAUCGUCCGAUGAAGUCGCUAAACGCGCCGCUUCACACGUUCAACGAUCUUGGUUUCAACAAUUCAUUGGUUUUGGCGCUGUUCUCAUGGCAACACUCACGUCCGGCUUUGCUGGAGUUUAUUUUGAGAAAAUUCUCAAAACUGGACCAACAUCAGUUUGGAUGCGAAAUAUUCAAUUAGCUAUCUUUGGUACACUCUUUGGUUUAGUAAUUGUGUACGUAUUUGACUAUAAUGCUGUGAUGGCAAAAGGAUUUUUCCAAGGAUAUACAACGAUUGUAUGGAUUGUUGUGUUUCUUCAAGCAAUUGGUGGUUUAAUAAUAGCUGCUGUGAUUAAAUACGCUGAUAAUAUAAUUAAAGGCUUUGCUACUUCACUUUCAAUUAUUCUUUCAUCCGUUGUUUCGUAUUUCGUUCUGAAUGAUUUCACGCCGACAGCAUUUUUCUUCAUGGGAACAAUGCUAGUUAUCACGGCCACAUUUCUCUACGGAUGGGAGAAGAAAAAAAGAGUAAGCUUGCGCUUAUCAAGGAAAUAUAUAAAUUAUUUUGUAUUCGAAUUGUUACUCACUUUAUAUAGUAGUAUGGAUGAUCAUACGAUAAAGAACGAUCAGGAUCCUCAACAAGUCGAACCUAAUCUGUCAUUUGUCGCACAAAAUGAAACAGUUAGUACGACGACAAACAUGUCUCCGCCGCCAUCGCGUGCAGUGCCAAGUUCCUCACGUCCAAGUACACUGCAGCUCGGUGGUCUACGCAUGGGUAGUUCAAUCCUCUUAACACCAAGUGACUACAACAAACUUACGCUGAGCACACCAGAAUUAGAUGAAAAACUACGUGGCUAUACAAUUGUUUCGAAUACAACGCCAACCGUUCAGUUACAAACUCCAGAUAUUAUCAAUGCUAUAACAGCACAGCCAGCAAGUAAUAUAGCAUUUGCUGCUGAUGGACAACCAUCACCAGGUGUUAAAGUUCUUGAAGAAUUAAUCAAUGCACAUCAACAACAAAUUCAGUCCGAUAGCAAUGGUCGUCAAUAUAUCGUUUUUCCAUCGGACACUCAUCAGCUAUUACAACAAAUAUCGUCUUCUGUGGGUGGUGAUCAAUUAAGUCAACUGACACAAGCAUUACAAAAAGCGAUUACUGCAACGACACCGACUAGUGCCGAGAUCCAGAAUCAAACUCAAAAUCAAGAACAUGUUCUAACGUAUCUCGCGAGUCAUAUCCCACAUCAACAAGGACAAGAACUUCACACCCGCAAUCGCUCGAUAUCCUCAUCAAUGGAAACAUCAAUGAAUGGCAAUGAAUCGUCCAAUUCUGCUCUGUCAUCUUCAGAACCAAGUCCGAUGACUGCACAUAUUCGGCAUAAUACAAUUAUGUUAAAUAAAGUGAAAGAUGAACCUCAACAUGUUCCGAAUCUACGGAACAACAAUGGGAAUUCGUCGAUUGAACGUAUUAGUCUUGAACACAAUGAAUUAUUGAAAAAAGAGAAAAAACGUGAACGAAACCGUCAAGCAGCACAAAAAUGUCGAACGCGUAAAUUAACACGCAUAGCAGAACUGCAGAAACGUGUGAAUGAAUUACAGGAGAAAAAUCGAGAUCUAUCAAGUACUGCCGAUCGAUUGAAAACGGAUAUUAACAGAUUGGAACGACAAUUGCAAGAACAUCAAGCACAAGGGUGUACAUUAACUGCCACAGGAUCCGUUUUAUCCUAA
Molecule: messenger RNA, 3000 nt
Organism: Adineta ricciae
Lineage: Eukaryota; Metazoa; Rotifera; Eurotatoria; Adinetida; Adinetidae
Source: the annotation of a GenBank genome assembly